Molecule: messenger RNA, 839 nt
Organism: Oncorhynchus gorbuscha (pink salmon)
Lineage: Eukaryota; Metazoa; Chordata; Actinopteri; Salmoniformes; Salmonidae
Exons: 6
Coding region: 202-804 (200 amino acids)
Biological process (GO): positive regulation of cell population proliferation; cell adhesion
Cellular component (GO): plasma membrane
Molecular function (GO): cytokine activity; stem cell factor receptor binding
Source: RefSeq, a predicted model, not a curated record
ACAAGUAAGAAUUUCUAAAAUGUGUGCGUGCGGGUGAGUGUAUGAAUGAUAGUGAAAGACAGUAGUGCCCGUAGGCGACCCUUGCAACACUAGUCCGCCGGACCCUGGUCUACAGUAUUUACAUGUCAUCAUGACAAGUCCUCUGUCUGAAGAAAGAAACAUUGGAUUUCAAGUCUUCCUUGUUAACUUCUCAAGUUCCAUAUGAAGAGCAAAAUUCGGACGACUACGUGUGUCCUCCUAUUUCUAUUCACAAGUCUUGGAGUAUGCUCAGGAGGAUUUGGGAAUCCUGUAACAGAUGAUGUGAGCAGGCUGAUCUUAUUGAAACACAAUAUUCCAAAGGAUUAUAACAUUUCUAUACAUUAUAUUCCCAAAGAGCGGAGUGGUGUGUGCUGCGUUCUAUUGAAUAUCUAUCCACUGGAACAAAGCCUCAGGGAACUGGCCCAGGUGUUUGGUGCCAUUUCUUCCAACAAAGAUAAUAUUAUGAUCUUCAUCACCAUGCUGCAAAAUCUACGUUUCCAAUUUGAUCAUGAGGAGCUGGAGGCAACAAUGCAAGUCUUUAAAUGCCACUAUAAGGCGGUCAAAUGGCCGUCUGGGCAGUAUUUUGACUAUAUCAGAGACAUUUUGAAUUCUGCAGCUCAGGGAGAAGGAGGAUUCCGCUGUGUGCCUCCACUCUGCCCUGCCCCUACUACACCAGGAAGUGAAGCACAGGACCAUGAACAGACUCGGUCAAGGGGGAGUCUGCUGUCCCUGCUUCUGAUCCCAGUCACAUCCUGCGUGUUCCUCAUUGUGUGGGUGGUAAGUUAACAAUGUGAAUGGCUUGCUCAGGCUGUAUGACAGUG